Neoarius graeffei (lesser salmon catfish) is the source of this 1120-nucleotide messenger RNA. RefSeq lists its product as uncharacterized. NCBI's taxonomy places the organism in Eukaryota, Metazoa, Chordata, Actinopteri, Siluriformes, Ariidae. The coding region runs from base 4 to 663 and encodes 219 amino acids. Gene Ontology annotation, biological process: vesicle-mediated transport. The transcript has 3 exons. The record is from RefSeq and is a predicted model, not a curated record. Gene Ontology annotation, molecular function: GTP binding; GTPase activity. Gene Ontology annotation, cellular component: vesicle; trans-Golgi network; Golgi apparatus.
ACUAUGCAGCGGGAGCGCUUGGUAAAGGUGCUCGUUGUAGGGGACUUGGGUGUAGGGAAGACAGCCAUCAUCAGGCGCUAUGUGCACCAGGUUUUCUCUCAUCACUAUCGAGCCACCAUUGGAGUGGACUUUGCGCUGAAAGUGCUGCACUGGGACUCGGGCACAGUCAUCCGCCUCCAGCUGUGGGACAUCGCCGGUCAGGAGCGAUAUGGCAACAUGACUCGUGUGUACUACCGUGAAGCAGUAGGGGCACUGGUGGUCUUCGACAUGACCCGAGCCUCCACUUUCCAAGCUGUACUUAAAUGGAAAGGUGACCUGGAUGCUAAAGUGGCCCUCUGUAAUGGUCACCCAGUGCCAGCUGUCCUGCUGGCGAAUAAGUGUGACCAGCAGAAACAUGGCCUGUGUGCCAAACUACCCAAGCUGGAGAAUUUUUCUAGAGAGCAAGGAUUUCUGGGCUGGUAUGAGACAUCAGCCAAGGAUAACACAAACAUUGACAAAGCCAUCAUGCACCUGGUUGAGCAUAUCAUGGCGAGUGAUGCCGAGAAACCUGCAGUAGACUCAGACCCCAAUCGGGUGAUCCUGCCUACACCUAACCGCAGGCAAUCCAGAUGUUCAGCCUGUUCCACACUGCACACACCUCCCAGAGAGGACGAGCAACUCUAGCAGCAGAGAAAACAGAAAUAUGUAAAUUACAUUUUUGUAAUUAAAUGCUAUUGUUGAUGACUAUUAUUAUUUAUACCAGCAGUUCUUGUUUAUACGUUAAAUGCACCUUUACUAUAGACACGUUCUGAAGAAUUAUGAUGUUUUUUGCAUGUAAAUGGUGUUUGAAUUUUUGAGUCAUGGAAUGACAGUUAAAUGCUUCAAAAGAGGAACUCAUUUUUAUUUUGUACAAUUUUUAGUUUUGCUGAAUUAAGCAACACAGCAGGACUUUUGAGGAAACUGAGGGCAAACCAUUAACACCUCUGUCAAAAAUAAAAUGUCACUAGUAGAAAAUGCUAUCUAAAGCAGCACCAUCCAUCAACCAUUGACUGGGUCUUUUGCACACUAAUAGAGCAGCUUGUGAGCAAAUUGAAUGGAAAAAAAUUAAUAUCUAAUAAAAACGAUUAAUGAAUAUUAUUUA